Messenger RNA from Talaromyces proteolyticus, 937 nucleotides. RefSeq names its product putative signal peptidase complex component. The record is from RefSeq and is a predicted model, not a curated record. Gene Ontology annotation, cellular component: signal peptidase complex; membrane. The transcript has 3 exons. Lineage: Eukaryota; Fungi; Ascomycota; Eurotiomycetes; Eurotiales; Trichocomaceae. Gene Ontology annotation, biological process: protein targeting to ER. Bases 144 to 773 code for a protein of 209 amino acids.
CGCAAAGUGAACAGCUCGCCGCAACCGCAUCAUCACAAGUGCACUUCCCCCAGCGUUGACACAAAAGCAGUAUUCUGCAUACUCUACUUAUUGACAUUGAACAUUGCGAUUUAUCAACGAAGCUAGCAAAUCAACCUGCUCCUAUGGCGUCUGCAGCGGCACCAAAAGUGCCUGUGUACUCAUUAAAUGACUUGAAGAACACCACUGAUGACGCUUUCACGCCUUACCUGUGUACCCUCCCUGCACCUUACGCCUUCAAGCGCAACAACAUCAAAUCCAAUGUCCGGCUUGUUGUAGGAUAUAUUGCCGUCGCUAUUGCCGGCGUCACAUUCUACCUAGACCGCCAGCUAGGGUGGGAAGCUGUCGAGGCUUGGUGGGUGAAAGCCGCCGUGGUAGCGUACUUUAUUCUCAACUCGAUCCUGACCUACUGGAUCUGGGCUGUCGAAGCAGGCGAGGUCUUCAAGGGCUCCAGGAAGUCUGGUGAAACGAUCACCAUCCAAUCAUUCACAAAGAAACACAGUCCUCUGUACAAAUUAAAGAUCACAUACACAGCGCCAACAGGCAAGGUAUUACAGGAAAAGGAAAUCGAAGCCCCAUUCACUGCUUGGUUCUCGGGUGAUGGUAUCUUCCAUCCUGAACCAUUCCGCAACUGGCUUUCUGGUGAGAUUGAUGUCCUGGCUGCGGCUGCAAAGGAGACCUCCAAAAAGACCGGCAAUGUGUCGAGUCAUGUUGGGAUUGACGAGUCGAAGGGUGGUAAGGGAAAGAAGAAGUGAUUAAACUCUCCGUUCUGUCUUGGGGUAUAUGUAUGAUGUAUGUAGUAGGAGUAAAAGAAAAUGUCCACGAGUCUGUUAGCAAUAUCUUGUGUACUGAGCAAUGGAGCGUUAGUCACUGCGAUCAAGUAUUUAACGCAUUUCAUAUCAACUACGGGUGUUUGAGC